AUGCUGAAACUGUUUGCGUCAGAACCCAGUCAAUCUGGCAUGGAUACAGAAGCGCUCCUGUCGGAACUCGAUGUGUCCAAAGCCUCAGAGACAGCCAUCCGUCUGGCCCAGGAUUUCUCGUGCCCAGUGUGCCAGAAUCACGUGCAACCGUCCAGCGCAUUGCCAGCAAAGAGCUCACGUCAAUGGACGUUCAAUGGUCGUAUUGGCAUGGAUGUGAAAUAUUUGCCUGGAUGGAAGCCGAAUCAACUGGUGCCAUGCGUGAGCAUCGUUGAUUACGCGACCUCACUUCAAGUCAUGGCUCCGAUCUUUGAGCGUGAGUCGGCCGAAGUGCUGAAAGGAGUCCUUCGAGAUUCUUGGAUAUCGUGGGCUGGUCCGGCUCAGGUGCCAACUGAUCUCCUCCGAGAAGAUCCACAUGUAGCGGCCUCAGAUGCCAUCCUCAUGGACAGUGGAAGCCAACGGUCGAACGAUAUCCGUCAGAAAGCACGUCUCGCGGUGCUGCAGUGCCAAGACCAUCGCGCCCUCCGAACGGCAAUUCGAGCCCAAGAACCCCUGACUGCAGCAGAGAUUCGAGCAAGCCAAGUUCCAGAGCAGGUAAAUGCGACCUCUCCACCCGUGCCCAUGGACACGAGUGAACAGAUCGAACCGGUUAAAGAUGAAGUUGAUGCUGAACUGGAUGCCGCCUUUGAGCCCUCGUCGUAUGGAAGCAUGCAUGAUGGUUCAAAACGCCGCCUGUGCUCCAAUGAGUCAGCUCGCGACCAUGGCUUCGAGAUGGUGAAUGCAUCUUCCGGACCCAUGCCAUCAUCAACGACAGUUCAUCAUGCGAUGGGAAUGUCCGAGAAACACCAGAAGCCGAUCCCACCAGGAAAGGCCAGUGGCAAAGAGAAGGCCGUGGUGUUGCCAAAUGGCAUCAGCUCCUUGACCGAAUGGGGAGCCACCAUCUGCACCUUGCCCAAGGUCAAGAGUCAACACCUCCGCUACCACGAGAUGCUGACGAUGAGCCAUGAAUCGAAGGACAUGUGCAGCUACCUGCAGUGGGUUCGCACCUCCGGCAUUAGCUCCGCCAAGGUGCAGGACCUGAAGUCCUAUAUGGAGGCAAUGAAUUUCACGCCAGGCCCUUCGUCAAGCAAUGUGACCUAUCCUGGCACGCAGAUCGUUCGCGAAUUUUGA
Durusdinium trenchii is the source of this 1167-nucleotide messenger RNA. Lineage: Eukaryota; Dinophyceae; Suessiales; Symbiodiniaceae. The record is from the annotation of a GenBank genome assembly.